Thrips palmi is the source of this 2089-nucleotide messenger RNA. RefSeq names its product 26S proteasome non-ATPase regulatory subunit 11 (gene Rpn6). The transcript has a single exon. Gene Ontology annotation, molecular function: structural molecule activity. Gene Ontology annotation, biological process: ubiquitin-dependent protein catabolic process. NCBI's taxonomy places the organism in Eukaryota, Metazoa, Arthropoda, Insecta, Thysanoptera, Thripidae. The record is from RefSeq and is a predicted model, not a curated record. Bases 63 to 1298 code for a protein of 411 amino acids. Gene Ontology annotation, cellular component: proteasome regulatory particle, lid subcomplex.
CUAGUAAAGAAGAUCCCGGUUUAUUCGUGCAGUUCAUUGAUGACGGAGCGGUUCUAACAAAGAUGGCGGGCGCAAUGUUGUUUGAGCGAGCUCAAUCCGUGUCAAAUCCAAACACCGUUCUUACAAAUAUCGCCGACGAUGAAGAGGAAGACAAAAUUCGUGAGAAGGAGCAAGAUAUCCUUGAACUUGGUGAGCGGUACAAGAAAGAAGGCAAGGCCAACGAACUUGCCGACCUCAUCAAGGCCACAAGGCCCUUCUUGAGCCAGAUAAGUAAGGCCAAAGCUGCCAAACUCGUCCGGUCUCUCGUCGACUUCUUCCUGGAUUUGGAGGCCGGCAUUGGCAUUGAAGUACAGCUAUGCAAAGAAUGCAUCGAAUGGGCCAAGGAGGAGAGGAGAACCUUCCUAAGGCAGUCCCUGGAAGCGAGACUCAUCGCUCUCUAUUUCGACACUGGUAUGUUCUCCGAAGCUCUGCAAUUGGGUUCAAACCUCUUAAAAGAAUUGAAGAAAUUGGAUGAUAAGAACCUUCUUGUCGAGGUCCUUUUGCUAGAGAGCAAGACAUAUCAUGCACUCAGUAAUCUGUCAAAAGCUCGGGCAGCCCUCACAUCAGCCCGCACGACAGCCAACUCUAUCUACUGCCCACCCAAGAUGCAGGCUGCACUUGAUCUCCAGUCCGGUAUUCUUCAUGCAGCUGAUGAACGAGACUUCAAGACUGCGUACUCCUAUUUCUAUGAAGCUUUCGAAGGCUACGAUAGUGUGGAAAGCUCAAAGGCGUUGACUGCGUUGAAGUAUAUGUUGCUGUCUAAAAUCAUGUUGAAUUCUCCUGAAGAUGUUCAACAGAUUGUGAGUGGAAAACUGGCUAUUAAGUAUGCUGGAAAGGACAUUGAAGCUAUGAAGGCAGUUGCUCAAGCAAGCCAUAAAAGAUCUCUUGCCGAUUUUCAACAAGCCUUGAAGAUGUAUCGCUCAGAGCUUGAAGAAGAUGUCAUCGUCCGCGCUCAUCUGGGCACUCUGUAUGACAACAUGUUGGAGCAGAAUCUGUGUCGCAUCAUCGAGCCCUAUUCACGAGUAGAAGUUGAUCAUGUGGCCAAGAGCAUUAAACUUCCUAUGGUUCAGGUAGAAAAGAAGCUUUCACAAAUGAUUUUGGAUAAGAAGUUCCAAGGCAUCUUAGACCAGGGAGAAGGUGUACUCAUUGUUUUUGAAGGAAAGCCAGUUGACAAAACAUAUGAAAUGGCACUGGAAACCAUUCACAGUAUGGGUAAAGUUGUGGAUACCUUAUACCAGAAGGCUAAGAAGCUAACUUGAUUUGUGAACAUAAUUGUAAUCUAAUUUUAUUAAUUCUAAAUUUGGUAAGCUGUUUUGUUGUAAGCAGAACUUUCGUGAUAUGGACAUGUAUGACUGGGAAAUUAUCUGAUUAGGAAAUAUUUUUUACAAACAUUCUUUUGCAUUGGUUAAGCAGUUUCUGAAAGACCAUUGUUUCAUGAGGAAUUGUUGCAUGCUUACAAGAAUUUAUUGCCUCUUUGUGGGCUAUUCUGGUUUAGUUUAACCUUCACAUGUGUUUGUUUUGUUACUAACAUCAAUCCUAAGCUGAUUUUUACAUACCUGCAAGGAAGAUGAAUUUGAACUUAAUCAGGGUAAUUUUUGGUUGCUUUUUUUCUGCAAGUUAAAACUGUUUUGUAUCUUUAAAAAGUGCUAAAAAUGUUACUGUUUUAAUUAGGUGAAGGGAAUGCAAGUACAGGCUAUGCAGCAUUUCUCACAUGAAUACCUCUUGAUGGUUACUGAAUUUUGUCUAGAACUGUUCAACCUACAAAAAAUUGAGCAUUUAUCAUUAACUAAAAUGAUUCUUUGUAUUAUUUUAGAAUAGUUUCAGAAUUUUUUCCAAAGAUUUAUAAUUACAAAAAGGAAAAUCGAAAAAUAGUAUUACAUUUGUCACCUUUGGUUUGGUACUAACCAGUUUAUCUUUCUGGUCAUUUUCUUCCUUUAAUGUUCUAGAACGUAUUUGUAUUCUAUAUGCAGGCUGGAUUGUUGGUUCUCAGUGUAUAGAAUGUGAUUGAUAUUGUUUGGUGGAGUAAUAAAUUAUAACAUUAUCAAUAAAA